AUGAUACAUGUAAAGAGAAAUGACCCUUGUACGAAAGUUUUAAAGCUAAUAUUAUAUUUAUCUUCUUUUGAUAUUCUAGUUAUUGAUGAAAGGAACCGAGUUUUGAUGGGCCAAUCAUCCAAAGUUAUUAGAACCAAAGAAAUACACCUAGUGGCAAGUACGAGAAUGAAAGUACUGAUACUUGGUUAUAAAAAGUCAUUUUGUUUGAAUGGAUCAUAUUCUUAUGAUCCCAGUAAAGAAAAUACAAGUAUGUAUUAUCAGUGGAUGUGUUUUCUUAACAAUGGUUCACCAUGUUACAUCACUCAAGACGAUGGUGGCAUGUUGAGACUGGAACAAGUUAUUGGAGACGCUGUUCACUCCCCAGUACUCUGUAUCAAGGAUGGGUUACCCCUACCGCAAGACUAUAACUUCACUUUACUGGUAAAAAAGGACACAAGAUCAGCCUUCACUAGUGUCCAUGUGAAAGUAAUUGAUACGGAUGAUGAUACGGCUUUGAGUAUAAUAAAUAAGCCAUAUUUGAACAACCUAGUGAAUCCAAACAGGGAUUUGAAUGUGUAUUAUCUAGUAAAUGGAUCUAUAAUUGCUGAAUAUAACUGUCCAAGCAUUAUACAAGGUUUUUACUGUAUUGAUUUUAGAUAUAUGACUCAUUAUCUCCAUGACUUCUUUGGAGAUUUAUAUUAUGUAUUCAUCCCUGCUGACAGAAUGUCAGCCAGAAGAUCAUAUUUUAUACUUUUCAAAUCUCUUGAUAAGCUAUUUUCAAAUGGAGCUCAUGUUCUGACUUUCACUACGGCAGCUGAUCCAUUCAUUGGUACUUUAAAGGUAAUACCAUCUGAAGACUCUGCUUUAAUGACAGAUUUCACCCUAGAUGCAAGUGAGGGAUGGUGGACCAGCAUUGAUAGAUAUCCUUUAACUUAUCAAUUUUUUUAUGUAAUAUAUGGAAUGUCAACACAUUUUCAUAUUGAAACAGACAUUUCUGUCCUGACUGGGGUAGCAAGGAAUGUAACACUACCAUGCAAUACAAAAGAAGUGAUACUCAAAGUAUGUGAUGUUAAUGACUUGUGUUCCAAUGCAACCCAACCAGUGGAUGUACAAUGCACCAAACUUGAGACAUUUCAGGAUAUUUCCAGCUUUGAUAAGCUAUUCAUGAAUGGGUAUUGUCAUAGGACCUGGUCUUUGAUAGAGGAUCUGAAGAAAGCUUUGAUUGAAAUGGAUGCAUUGCAGCUAGUAAACACAGUGAUGAAAGAGACUGAGUAUUGUUUUUUAAAAAGUAUAGAACAGUAUCAAAAUAUCCUUGAUCUACAUGAUGAAAAAGAAGAACAAGAAAGCCAGGUGAUGAAUGUUCUUCCAAGAGAUAAUUUCACCGACUAUAUGAAAGUUGAGUUGCUUGGAUUUAAGGAUUCAGUAUUUUGGUCAUUUGAAAAAAUGAAAAGUGAAAAGUAUGAAGAAGGACAGCGUGUUUCACGUUUACCCACCCAAAUGGUUAUAAGUUUAAUAGAAGAACUGAUGCAUCAACUGCAGUGGGACUUGGGUGAUACCGAUAAAAGGAUAGAAGCUGGUGUAGUUCAAGUACCUGGGGAUGAUAAAUUAGACGUCCAACAUUGGCGUUUUUGGUUUCGUGCAUCUUUUAGUUAUUUAUCUGAAAGCACUGUUCACUACAGCAGAGACGCAGAGAAUUAUUUAGUGUCAGCUGUUUGGAAAUCCAUGAUAACUGAUCGUCAAUUGGAUGAUUUUCAGGAAGGAGUGGAAUACGAAAUUCAGUGGCACUUCAAUGAUUCACAUGAGAUAAGAGCUGCUGGUCUUCUUCAAAAUGAUAGUAUUAUUUCCAGAGGAAGUUGUAAAACUCUACCUUUGUCAAUAGUUGGCUCGAUUUUUCAUCUUGAACCGUUCUUCUCUUUAUCUAUCUUUAGUUUUGGCAACUUUGCGUCUUUCAACUGGGCUGCUAUGGCUUAUAAAAAUGACUUUUAUGUAAGUGCUUAUUUCAUUUUCGAAACAGAUUGUUUUCAUUUUCUGUAGCAAAAUAAAGUUAUCUUGACCCUUAAAACU
Molecule: messenger RNA, 2043 nt
Organism: Limulus polyphemus (Atlantic horseshoe crab)
Lineage: Eukaryota; Metazoa; Arthropoda; Merostomata; Xiphosura; Limulidae
Exons: 10
Coding region: 1-2013 (670 amino acids)
Source: RefSeq, a predicted model, not a curated record